AUUUAAUUAAAGAUUGCCACUGUCUUUAGUCCAAAAGAAAUAAAUAAAAUAAAAUUGACAGCCCAAUAAUUCAAAAAGAGAAAUCGAAGUGCUGAUUACUUAUUUCUCUACUGAAAAAAAAAAUGGAAUUCUUUUUUGAAUUUCAAUGGAAAAAUCUGACAUGAAUCUCUCCGCACCAUCUUCGCUCUCCGCGCCGUCGUCGCAGACGGCGUCUUCCGGCACCUCUUGGUUUUCCGGCAUUGUUCGCGGCCGCUCCGCCUCCGCCAAGAUGUCCACCAACUCCUCCUCCACCGCCGCCGCCGCCUCCGGCGGCGACGGCGCCGAAGGUGGCAGUGGACCCAUUAACAAGAAGCAUCAAUUCCGUGGGGUGAUGUUUAAGUAUGGCCCGAAACCGAUUCAGGUGGCAUUUAAAACAGGUGAUUACAGACAGCAAGUUAUCUUCAUCGGUGGGCUGACAGAUGGAUUUUUGGCAACCGAAUAUUUAGAGCCGUUAGCAAAUGCUUUAGAGAAAGAGCGUUGGUCACUAGUUCAAUUUCUUUUCUCGUCUUCGUACAGUGGAUAUGGCCUCUCAAGCUUGAAACAAGAUGCGAUCGAGCUCGAUCAAUUGAUAAGUUACUUAAUAAACAAGGAAGAAUCCGAAGGUGUGGUUUUACUUGGACACAGUACUGGCUGCCAGGAUAUUGUGUAUUACUUGCGUACAAAUGCAGCUUGCUCGAGAGCCGUUCGUGCAGCUAUUUUGCAGGCUCCAGUGAGUGACCGUGAAUUUAAAGCAACGCUAGCUGAAACUCCUUCGAUGAUUGAUUUAGCUUCAAAUAUGAUAAGUGAAAAUCGAGGAUCUGAAUUGAUGCCAUUGGAAGCCAAUCCAGAUUCUCCGAUUACUGCCUAUAGAUAUCAUUCGCUAUGUGCAUACAAUGGCGAUGAUGACAUGUUCAGUUCCGAUUUUAGUGAUGAUCAGUUGAAACAGAAACUUGGACACAUGUCGAAUACACCUACCAUGGUGAUGUUUUCGAUGGGUGAUGAAUACGUACCGGAAUAUGUGGACAAGAAAGCAUUAGUUGAGAGAUUGUGUAGGGCAAUGGGAGGUGCGGAAAAAGCCGAAAUCGAACAUGGAAACCACUCUUUAUCCAAUAGAGUUGUUGAAGCUGUUGAAGCCAUAAUAGACUUCGUUAAGAGAGACGGGCCGAAAGGAUGGGAGGAUCCGUGGAGUUAACACGGUGCUCACUUGUACUCUAUUAUUUCUCUCCAUUAUUGGUUUAUUCGACUUUCGUUUAUCGGUUUUUCGGCAUAUUUAGAUAGACGAUUUUUUAUUUUUUUUAUCACCGUUUUUCGUUAUCCAAGUGUUGUAUUCAUUCUUUCGUUUCGUGUAUUUCAAUCAAAAAGUUGCGAAAAUUUAGUGUAGUGUUUUUAUUUACAUUGGUUAGACGGAGAAUACUUCGGGAGGUGCUCGUAAUUAUACAAUCAGUGAGGGGUUUUUUCGUAAUUAAACCUUAUAUCGGGUCCUUGUAAUUUGUGGCCACACAUUAGUACAUGUACCUCUCAUCCUAUCAACAUUAUGUAGCCAAUAUAAAUGAAAACACGUGCCCUGUCUCUCCUUCA
Messenger RNA from Erythranthe guttata (spotted monkey flower), 1596 nucleotides. Its product is annotated as UPF0613 protein PB24D3.06c. The record is from RefSeq and is a predicted model, not a curated record. Lineage: Eukaryota; Viridiplantae; Streptophyta; Magnoliopsida; Lamiales; Phrymaceae.